AGACUGGUCGAGAGACGUACAGAGUGUGUAUGAGUCGGUGUUUGAGAGAGCGUCCAAGCUGCUGCCUCACGCGCACCGCUCCUUUCCGUCCCUCCUGGGUGCUGAAGAGGAUGGGGAGGGAAGAGCCAGCCUAGAGGAGCCCCUGUUCAUUUCCACCAGAGGGACCCUUCUGAAGGGGGGCUUUUUCCCCACCUCCUCUGCAUCAAAAAGCACCUGGGGAGGCACCCGAUCGCUCGGCAUGGCUGCGAAGGAGAGACUCAAAAGCAAGAUGAGCAAAGACAGCGUCACCCUGCUGCCCUGCUUCUACUUCGUGGAGCUCCCGAUCCUGGCCUCCUCUGUGGUCAGCCUUUACUUCCUGGAGCUGACGGACAUCUUCAAGCCUGUGCACUCAGGCUACAGCUGCAACGACCGGACCCUGAGCAUGCCCUACAUAGAGCCCAACAAGGAGGUCAUCCCGUUCCUCAUGCUCUUCAGCCUCGCCUUUGCUGGACCAGCAGCUACGAUUAUGAUUGGGGAGGGGAUCCUCUACUGCUGCCUGGCCAGAAGAAACCUCGCCAUUAAAACCGAAGCCAACAUAAACGCUGCCGGCUGCAAUUUUAACUCCUAUAUUCGUCGGGCUGUAAGGUUUGUGGGCGUGCACAUUUUUGGCCUGUGCAUCACGGCCCUCAUUACAGACAUCAUCCAGCUGUCCACAGGGUACCACGCUCCGUACUUCCUGACCGUGUGCAAGCCCAACUACACCACCCUCAACACCACCUGUGAUGAAAACGCUUUCAUUGUGGACGACAUCUGUUCCGGAUCUGACCCUACAGCCAUCAAUGCCGGCAGGAAGUCGUUUCCGUCUCAGCACGCCACCCUGGCUGCCUUCGCUGCUGUCUACAUCUCUAUGUAUUUCAACGCUACACUGACCGACUCCUCCAAGCUACUGAAACCCCUGCUGGUCUUCUCCUUCAUCAUGUGUGGAGUCAUCUGUGGCCUAACUCGCAUUAUCCAGUUUAAAAACCACGCCAUCGACGUCUACUGCGGCUUCCUCAUUGGAGGAGGCAUCGCCAUCUACCUGGGUCUGUAUGCAGUAGGGAAUUUCAAACCCAGUGAAGACACGUCUCUCCACCAGCACCACCACAAUCACCAUCACCCACUCCAUCACCUGCGCCCACCGCAACCUCACCAGCCUCAACCUCCACCCAUGCAGCUACCAGCCCAGCCACAGCCCAUCAUGCCCCCGCCAGCCCUCCGAGAGCCCCUGCGUACCCUGCCCAACCUCACCACGGACCACCCGCGCCUCCUACACGCCAAAAGCUACAGCGUGAGGGAGCGACCCACGUCGGCGCGCUCCGAGAGCAUCCUGCUUCGCGGACCUCAGCGUCACAGCGACUCCCUCACCAGCCUGAAGAGAGCCAGCACUGAGGUGGAGUGCAUAACACCCCGCAGCCCAAUCUGCAAGGAGAGCCUGGUGACCUUUAGUAACACGCUGCCUCGCGUCCACUCCACAGCGUCCUUGCAGACUGAGUUACCCUAUUCUCAAAACUAUCAAAAUGGCUACCAGGUAAAUAAGCCUUUCCCCCAGGCUCCAGAAGAGCCCGUCUCCCGUCGUCACGCCGCCAUCCACUCUUCAAUGGACUCCACGCGAUCCAAGCAGCUGCUCUCGCAAUGGAAGAGCAAGAACGAGAACCGCAAGCUCUCUCUGCAGGCCAUGGAGGUGGAGGCCGAUCCGGGCCAUUCGCCUCAGCGCUCUAUGGAACUCCGCUGCAGCUCAGAACCUGCCGCUAUGGGCAUGGAGAUGGGCGGCCCAGCCAGCCAGUACAUGAAGCUGGCGGCUAGCUCUGUGCCACUGCCCAACCACAACCACAACGGAGGUGGUGGAAUGGUGGGUGGAGCCAGAGUGUCCAUGCAGUCGCGACCAGGUUCCUCUCAGCUGGUUCACAUUCCGGAGGAGACACAAGAAAAUGCCUGCUCUUCUCCGCAAGAUGAUAGUGGGGAGGCUAGCGAUGGUGGAGGAGGGAACUCAGCUCGAUCCAAGUGGAUGAAAGUGGCUGAAAAGAGCACCGUCUGCAGGACUAACAGCCAGCCACGCAUUAUGCAGGUGAUUGCCAUGUCCAAGCAGCAAGGGAUGUUGCACGGGAGCCCAAAGAGCGAGAGCAGCACCCUCAGCUGCACCGGAUCCAUCCGCUACAAGGCCCUGAUGGACCAGGAGCCCAACGCAGGCAUUGUGCACGUGGAAGCGCACCCAGAAAGCAGACCUAUGGUAAAAAUGGAAGGUGGUGGCUCCUGGCGGUGGAAGCCUCCUCAAGAGCGAGGCAGCAUUCGCCAGUCCUUCGAGCUUAACGACCUUAACCGGGACUCGGAAAGCUGCGACUCCCUCAAAGACGGCUACGGCUCCGUCGACGGCAAGCAAAGCCUCCCGGACAUGAGCAACCCCUCUCUUCAUCAUCCGCACUUCCACCACCACCACCACCCGCACGCCCACCCGCAGGCCAUCACCACAAUCCGCGUGACGCCGGUGGAGACGAGCAGCGAGGCCGCCUCCGAGACGCUGUCCAUCGCCUCCAGCCGAGACUCCACCCUCCAGCGGCGCAAAAACAACAGCGUCAGCGUCAACGUCUCCAUGCUGCCCGACAGAGGACCCAGCCCGGACAACACCAGGAACCUGCCGCACUUUUUCAAACACUCCCCCACACCCCCUCCUACUGUGACCUUCAAAGAGUGAGCUCCGACUCUCUGAGUCUUCUUUCUUUCCCCUCGUUUCCUGUUCCCGGAGUGGCCUUGCUCUACUGCUCACACUUCUCUACAGGGACAGAUGGGAGCUAAUACUGGAUAUCUCCAUUGCCCUCCAUUCUGACAGCCAGCUGGCUCUCUCUGACCCACGGAAGGCAGUUGUAAGGGGAGUUGUGCAUUUUCCCUCUCUUUUUUACCAUACUGUGACAUUGAGAAGCACAAAAAAAUGCUUUGUUUUUUCUCUCCAUGUCCAUGGUGGACUUUUUGCUUUUUCGUUUUGGCUUAAUUCGACUGUGUUACGUUUUCACCACGAUUAUACAGUCAAAGACAUUUUUUUUGGUCGACGAUAUUGUCUACACUACCUAGACAGUGUUUUUUAAACUCCCAUCGUCCUUUACUAACAAACACGUGUGUUGCCUCAGACGACAACAUGGCGGUGCUUUAGAAAUACCAUACACUUUCAUACCAUAUAUCCCAGUGUGGAAAUAUACAGUAUAUAUAUAUUUUUCUCAGUGUAAAUAUAUUUGUAACAGACCAUAUAGUUGGGCCUCUUUAGAGCAUCACUGGCUGUUAAUUAUCCUUACAGCGUUGCUAGCAAGUACUAUAGACGUGGCUUUUAGAAGGGUAAGGGGAUGUAACUGUAAAUUUACGUUUACACAGAGUAGAAGUGGAGUAGUGGAUUUGCCAAACUUCAGAACAGAUACUGUAGACUGUUGAACAUGAAGGUGCUACAAUGUGUUCUUUGAGUGGUGCCAUAGAAGAACCAAAUUUUGAUCUAGAGACAAGUAUUCCAUGUAUGAGAUCUGCAUGUGUGUGUAGAACCUUUAAAAUGGGGGAUGUCCUGAAUCAAUUCGGUAAGAUGUGCUGUUAAUGACAGCAGUGUAAUAAAUAAUGUUUUUUACUUCACUUCUGUACUUAAGUACUAAAAUAAUGCUGUAUCUGUAUCUACUGGAGUAUUAUUUUUACUACUUUAAUUUUUUCUUUACUACAUAUUUUCCAUGAAGGAAUCAUUCCAAACCACAUUAUUACUAAAUCCAGAGCGGUAGAUGCUCUGCUCUGUCACUGGGUUUGAUGAAGCUGCUUAUCGUUGAGUGAAUCAAGAGAUCAAGCUGAUCUUACAAGAAGAUCUCGCUGCUUCUGUUCUACCUCUGAGAACUUUCCAAUGCUUUCUGUAAUAACUACACUAAUAACACAGUACUGUACUUUUACUUUCAGUACUUCAGUACUACAUUUUACAAUAAACUACUUACUGCAAUACCUAAGUACAAAAAUGUUAAAUACGUUAGUACUUUUACUUAGGUUCAGAGUUUAAAGAACA
This is a messenger RNA of Astyanax mexicanus (Mexican tetra), 4033 nucleotides long. RefSeq names its product phospholipid phosphatase related 4a (gene plppr4a). The coding region runs from base 239 to 2707 and encodes 822 amino acids. The record is from RefSeq and is a predicted model, not a curated record. The transcript has 9 exons. Gene Ontology annotation, molecular function: phosphatidate phosphatase activity. Gene Ontology annotation, biological process: signal transduction; phospholipid metabolic process; axonogenesis. Lineage: Eukaryota; Metazoa; Chordata; Actinopteri; Characiformes; Acestrorhamphidae.